AUGGCCGUAGAGAUGGAGCCCUCUGAUGUGAUCCGCCUUAUAAUGCAGUACCUCAAAGAGAACAACCUCCAUCGAACUCUGAACACGUUACAAGAAGAAACUACGGUGUCUCUAAACACAGUGGUCAGCAUUGACAGCUUUGUGGCCGACAUAAACAGUGGCCACUGGGACUCGGUUCUGCUUGCCAUUGAAUCUCUCAAACUGCCAGACAACACUCUCAUUGAUCUGUAUGAGCAGGUUGUGAUGGAGUUGAUUGAGAUGAGAGAAAUUGGGGCUGCCCGCUCGCUCCUCAAACAGACCGACCCCAUGAUUAUGCUCAAACAAACACAACCAGACAGAUACAAACAUUUGGAAAGCCUCCUAACGUGCACCUACUUUGACCCCAGAGAGGCCUAUCCAAAGGGAUGCAGCAAGGAGAAGCGGAGGAGAGCGAUUGCUGAGGCUAUGGUGAAGGAGGUGUGUGUGGUGCCUCCGUCACGCCUGAUUGGAUUGCUCGAACAAGUUGGUACUCAGAGGGUCCGCCACUACCAGGGACAUCUCUCUCCAGACAUGGGCUUUCACUCACCUAACAAUGAUCCAGUGGAAGAGGAGAGCUACCCAACACAAUUGUACCGGCACAUCAAAUUUGGGAGGAGGUCUCAUGUAGAAUGUGCCCGCUUCUCCCCGGAUGGCAAAUAUCUGGUCACAGGAUCAGUGGAUGGCUUUGUAGAAGUUUGGAACUACAUCACAGCGAAUAUUAGCAAAGACCUGAAAUACCAAGCACAAGACAGUUUCAUGAUGAUGGAUGAAGCAGUACUGUGCAUGUGCUUCAGUCCAGAUGGAGACAUACUGGCCACAGGAGCCCAGAAUGGAAAGAUCAAGAUUUGGAAGAUGCUGAGUGGUUUGUGUGUGCGGAGAUUUGAACAUGCGCACAGCAAAGGUGUCACUUGUUUGAGUUUUUCCAAGGACAGCAACCACAUCCUCAGUGCCUCAUUUGACCAGAGCAUCAGAAUCCAUGAGCUGAGGUCAGGAAAGACGCUGAAGGAGUUGACCGGACACACUUCCUUUGUUAACGAUGCAUGUUUCACACAAGAUGGAUUUCACAUCAUCAGUGCUUCAUCAGAUGGCACUGUCAAGGUCUGGAAUACAAAAACAUCUGAUUGCGUCCACACAUAUAAAUCCUUGACGUCUGAAGUCCCGAUCAACAAUGUGAUUCCUCUGCCGCAAAAGCCGGACGAGUUUGUGGUCUGCAAUCACUCCAACACCGUCGUCAUCAUGAACCUGCGCGGCCAAACGAUCAAAAGUUUCAGUGCGAGCAGAAAGGAAAGCACAGGGUUUGUCUGCUGCGCGGUGUCGCCUCGUGGAGAGUGGAUCUAUUGUGUGGGAGAAGACAUGGUGCUGUACUGCUUCAGCUACACCUCUGGACGCCUGGAGAAAACUCUGACCGUGCAUGAGAAGGAUGUAAUUGGCAUCGCUCACCACCCACACGACAGUCUGAUUGCUACAUUUAGUGAGGACGGCCUCCUAAGGCUGUGGAAACCUUGA
Messenger RNA from Knipowitschia caucasica, 1524 nucleotides. The record is from the annotation of a GenBank genome assembly. NCBI's taxonomy places the organism in Eukaryota, Metazoa, Chordata, Actinopteri, Gobiiformes, Gobiidae.